This is a messenger RNA of Zingiber officinale, 816 nucleotides long. RefSeq lists its product as uncharacterized. NCBI's taxonomy places the organism in Eukaryota, Viridiplantae, Streptophyta, Magnoliopsida, Zingiberales, Zingiberaceae. The coding region runs from base 1 to 816 and encodes 271 amino acids. The record is from RefSeq and is a predicted model, not a curated record. The transcript is spliced from 3 exons.
AUGUCAAACGACGGCAAUCUAACUAGAAGUAAUAGGAUCCGUCAAUUCUUGCGUGAUGAAUUGACGGAUGAUGCUGAUGAAAGAUUCAUGCUAAUGCUUAUGCAACAACACCAAAUGUUGAUGGAAGUAGGAAGGAUGGGCUUGUCACCACUUCAAAAAUGCACGGCAGCUAUCCGUCAAUUGGCAUAUGGAGCCCCUGUCGACCAAUCCGAUGAAUAUCUACGGCUUGCUGAAACCACUGCUAUUGACUGUUUGAUCAACUUCUGCAAAUGUGUUUAUGAAGUAUUUGGGGACCAAUACUUGAGAAGACCAACUGCAGCUGACACCCAACAUUUACUUGAAAUGCAUGAGCGAAGACAUGGUUUCCUUGGCAUGUUGGGUAGCCUUGAUUAUGGGAUUUACCCAACUUGGGCUACCUUUGUCAAGAGUUUUCCAUGCCCCGAGGAUCCAAAGAGAAAAAAGUUCAAGGAAAGACAAGAGGCUGCAAGAAAAGAUGUCGAGCGAGCAUUUGGAGUUCUCCAAGCUCGUUGGGCAAUAGUCAGAGGUCCAGUACGAUAUUGGUCGAGAGAUAUAUUGAGGGAUAUUAUGCAUACGUGCAUUAUUUUGCACAAUAUGAUUAUUGAAGACGAGGGAGAUGCAGUAUCUAAUUGGAUGGGAGAUGAAGAAAAUCAUCCGACGCGGGUAAAACAAGGCUCCACACUCGAAUUCCAAGAAUACCUCCGGAGAAAUUGCGAGUUGCGUGACAGUGAAACACAUCAUCAACUUCGAGCUGACUUGGUUGAACAUAUAUGGGCACUUGACGAAAAUAAUCAAUGA